AUGGACGAGGACAGUCUCCGGAAUUGGGGUUACUAUGAACCACCCGUGAAGGGCCACCUUGGGCUCCAGCUCAUGUCCUCUGUGGCCGCUGAGCGGGAUACAAAGCCUUUCUUACCAGGCCGAGAUCACAAUCCUGUGAUGGUCCCAUCCAAUGGCUCGUAUCACCCUAGGGACUGCAUCGUCACCAAUCCACCCGUCACUCACAUGGACUACGUGCGCGACAGCUGGAUCAACCACUGCGAUAAAUUCCCUCACAUGUUAUCUAGAAGCCCCUACAGCCCUGUCCUGGCCGACACCUCUGCAGCAGGCCCACAUCAAUCCAUGCAGAUGGUGGUCCACACGCACCAACAGCCGGAGACGAGAUCCAGCAUUGAGGAACCCUUCACCAAGAAGGAGGACGGGCCCGGGCUUGGACCCGGGCCUUCCAAGAAGCGCGGGUCGGCCCCGAAGGCCCCCAAGGCGAAGAAGCCGAGGAGAGGACCAGGCCCCAAGGAAAAUGGUAAUAACGGUAGUAACAGCAAUACUAAGAAUAAUAAAGACAGUAAUAGUAAUAACUCCACCCCACGCGCAAAGAAGAAUGUUGAGGUUGUAAUAAAUGGGGUGGACAUGGAUAUUACGGGCAUACCCAUCCCCGUGUGCUCAUGCACGGGGGCCCCACAGCAGUGCUACAGAUGGGGGUGUGGGGGCUGGCAGUCUGCAUGUUGCACGACCACCAUUUCCAUGUACCCACUCCCAAUGAGCACAAAGAGGCGUGGAGCUCGGAUCGCGGGCCGAAAGAUGAGCCAGGGGGCAUUCAAGAAGGUUCUGGAGAAGCUGGCGGGGGAAGGGUAUAAUUUCGCAAACCCAAUCGACCUGAGGACUUACUGGGCGAAGCACGGCACCAACAAGUUUGUGAUCAUCAGGUAG
Molecule: messenger RNA, 906 nt
Organism: Striga hermonthica
Lineage: Eukaryota; Viridiplantae; Streptophyta; Magnoliopsida; Lamiales; Orobanchaceae
Source: the annotation of a GenBank genome assembly